GCAUACGCAUGCGUGAUGUAUGUCAUCGACCACGUGACUAAUUUCGACAGACUUGUGCUUCGAUAUUGCCUAUCCAGAGUUACAUCUUAAUCCUCGUAUCUACGAUGUUAGAAAUCGCCUUGAGAUCCCGGCGGAGAAAUAAAACACUCACAUUUGAAUAAUUCGGCCAAUUGACAAAUGCGAUUGAUUCAGUCCUUUUCCAUCUCGGAACAAUUUCUUGCAUUGUAGACGCAAAGGCUUUAUAAAUGAUUUAUAUGGGGAACCAUACAAAUUACUUACGUUUUUUAUCACUUAAAUAUUAAAUAUUAUACUUAAAGUAAUGAAACAUCUCUCGGCAUAGCUUCGCCAUCGUAAGUGUCCGAUCGCGCCAUCUUGGCGUGUCACCGGCAAGCUGGACGUGCGUUCUCGCUUGCCUUUCCGGCUCCGGGCCAUUUCUGAUCUUCCGUUGGAGGCCGCAAACAAAACGCUGCGUCCCCUAACCUGGGAGGUCUUCGGAAGUACGGGGUACGUGGCGUCGGCGUUGGCGACGGCGUCCUGGUUGUGGUGGUGGUGGUGUCGUCGCGCGUCGAGUUAGCACAGCGUCCACGAUGGACGAGGACGUGGUGGAGAUCGAGAACGUGGAGAGUGUCUGCAGACUGUGCCUUUCUACGGACGAGCCUAGAGCCUCGGUGUUCGCGACACAGGAGGAGGAGGAAGAGAAGGACUUGUCCAGCGUGCCGCUGGCCGCCAAGAUUCAGGCCUGCCUGUCGAUCCAGAUUUCAGCGACCGAUAAAUUGUCUACACUGAUAUGCACAAAUUGUGCGAAAAGGGUUAAUCAGUGGCAUAUUUACAAAGAGUCGUGCCUGCGAUCCCAAGACACACUGCAAAAAUGGCUGACAAAUCAAAUGCAAUUAAAUCCUACGGUUAUCACGAUCAAGGAUGAACCAAUGGAUUUUGAUUAUGAAGAUAAUGUAGAAAUUAUCUCAGAGGUCACCAAUAAUUUGGAACAACCACAUCCACCGACUAAUACAGUAGAGAACAAUGAACCUAAUGAGGAAGUACAAGAUGUAACAGAUAACGAUGCGAAUGAUAUUGACAAUAGUGGUCCUGAACCAAUCUCAUCUGAACCAAUCUCAUCUGAACCAAUCGCAUCUGAACCAAUCGCAUCUGAAUCAAUCUCAUCUGAACCAAUCUCAUCUGGACCAAUCGCAUCUGAACCAAUCUCAUCUGAACCAAUCGCAUCUGAUUCUGAACCAAUAGCAUCUGAAUCAAUCUCACCUGAACCAAUCGCAAAGGAAAAGGAGACUAACAAGGAAGAAAAUCAAACGGAUCAGCCGGAUCCUGUAAUUCUGCAUUCCAUUAAAAGCGAACCGCAGGACGAGGACGAUACCGAUUGUACCAUAGAAGUAGAAUCCACGAAUAGCAGCGAGUUGUUGUUGAAUCCCAUGGCAGUCAGUGGAACAGAGGACACGGUCAUGGAGGCUGAUUCCACGCAGAAGUCUAACGCGGCCGGCGCACCGGCCAAAAAGAAGUUUCGACGCGGUCCUCACACACACUUCAGAGGAACGCGCGUUUUCAAGCAGAAGUGCACGCACUGCCAGAUAUUUUUGCACUCUAAGUACACGUACAUGAAGCACAUGAAGAGAUUCCAUAGUAAAGAGAACGGUAUUGAGCAUUCAGAGGCGCAGAACGACGAGGAGGAGAUGAUCGAGGAUUUGGAAGAUGAAUUGGUCAGUAUGGAGAAGGACUCGCCGUUGACGCCAGUCCAACAGGAGAUUAUUAGUCAACUGAAAACUUUUUCAUGCUACUCUUGCGAGCAGACGUUUAACGAUCGACGUAGUACUCUUUCUCACAUACGUCAACAUAUGCCGGAUCUGAGGCCGUACACGUGUAUCGCUUGCCUGACCGAAUUUCCAGACCGAUCGAUGUAUCAGUUACACUGCGGAGCCUCCUUCGAAUGCGCCAUGAAGAUCGCCCUAGUUGUGCCGAAACACGGUGACGAGCGAUACUUCACGUGCAAUAUGUGCUUGCGCUCAAUGCAAGGAAGGAAGGAGUUGCUCAGUCACUUGUCGAAGCACUCUGACAAGCAGUACGAGGAAAUGAUAUCGCCAACGCGAGCCCCGCCGAAGCUGAAGCCUAUGGCGCCAUUGCCAUCCACGAAAAACAGCAUUCCCAUUAAGAGCGGACCUUACAAGAACGGCGAUCCGGCGCACAAUCAUGCCUGCGAUCUGUGCGGCAUGAUCUAUCGUUACCGACCCAAUAUGAUCAAACACAAGGAGAUGUGUAUGCAGUUGGACCCAGAUAGCAGAACUUUGUACAAAUGCGUGCAUUGUUUCAUGACGUUCCUUGUGUUCAAGAAGUUCCACUAUCACGUUACGGCCGAUCACAAGAAAAAGGAUUUCACUUGUGCCGUGUGCUUUUCCAAAUUCCGAUCGCCCAGCGAUUUCCUGACUCAUCACGAGAGCCAUCGCGCGACAAUGCAGGGUAAUCGGCCAGUGCAGCAUGACGACGCCUCGCAGAGUGCAGAUCAAACGGCACUGAAGGGAACUAAUACCAAGCAGCGAAUCAGUCAACGAAUGUCAAGUCAGAAGUACAGCUGUCCCCUCUGUCCCCAGGCGUUCGCCACGAGGGCUGAGUUGAACGAGCAUCGGACUCUUCAUCUCAAAAUGAAGAUAUAUUCGUGCGCCAUUUGCCGCAGCUUGUUCAGCAGCGCCGGUGCCUUGGAGAUCCACAUGAAGGAUCAUGGUAUCGAUGACCUGAGCGAAAGGACUGCCAAUAUCUCCUGCGUGGAGUUCGGCACCUUGGACGAGGACGUGAGGAUUGAGAAAGAUCCAAUAAAUGCCAGUGCCAUUUCAGAUCCCGGUACGCAGAAUCAUCAGUGUGGCGAGUGCGGUAAGGUGCUAACCAGCUACGCUAAUCUCCGGCGACACGCUAAAAUCGCCCAUCGGAACACGAAGAUCUACGACUGUGUUGAGUGCUCGCGAAUGUUCAUGCGUAAAGAUCUGUACGAUUAUCAUAUGCGGAUCAAGCACAACUCCAAGAAGUCAAUGCUGCAGUGUCCGCAGUGCCCUAAGAGUUUUUCCAUCGAAACGAACUUCAAUUAUCACUUCCGUACCGCCCACCUCGAGAAAUCGCAGAAUGGUUACGCCUGCGAUAUCUGCGGCAAAGUCUUCGUCGAGGAGGCGUCUUUGAAAAUACAUAAGGGCUGGCACAAUCGCGCCAACUCGCGUCUGAGCACUCGAUUUAUACUGGGCAAUCAGAAGGCGUCCAAUCAGAACGCGCAGAAGGAAUCGAACAGCAUUGAGUCUGCUGAGAAUUCAGUACGGCCGGCGAGAGCACGAAAGUCCUUCCCUAAUCCUCCACUUCAAUCACCAACGAAGACAGCGGGAAAUUUCCAGUGUCAAGUAUGCAAUGACCAAUUCAACGAUGUCACAGAGUUGAGGACCCAUUUGUGGGACGUCCACUGUGCCCGCAACAAACAGGAAAAAAGUUUCUCCAAUGACGAGCUUCAAUGCGAACUCUGCACGAACAUUUUCCCCGAUCAGGCAACCCUAGCGUCUCAUAUGCAAUGGCACAAGGCCAAUCCUAUUCUCAGUGACAUACAAAAGACGUUCUCCUGCGAUGUAUGUGGCAAGUCUUACAGUUCGAAGAAGGUUCUGUGGAAGCACAAAAGGCUUCACAAGGCUACCGCUGUAGCCUCGAUCAAGUUCCAAUCUUUAGCCAGAAAACCGAUGGCUACACAAUUCCUGUGUAACUUCUGCCGCAAAACCUUUUCAAGCAGCCAGUCUUUGCAACGGCACAAGCUCACCUUUCAUAGUGAGCUACAGACUCAACCACGCGGGCAGCAACAGUUGUACAACAGCAAUCGUGCAUUGUCGUUGGAGGACGAGCCGCGGGCGAAGCGCAUGAAAUUCGAGCUCGAAAAUGACAAUUCGCAGACCAAGUUGUCGCCUUUCGCCAUGGACUUCGCCGGUGAGAGAAGGAAGCCGGUUAUGUGCCAUGUUUGCAAGAAAAUGUUCCCUAACAUGAGCGUGCUGUACAAGCAUAAGCAAACGGUCCACAAGGCUCGCGGGAGAAAAGAUUUGACGCUCGAGUGUAUACCGAUGUCGACUGAGGAGGGCAAGUUUUCAUGCAAUAUCUGCUACAAGGAAUUCCCCGGUCUGUCGAAUCUGCGACAACAUUUCACGAUCAAGCACAAGAAGACAGCUGAAGCUAACGUCAGCGCGCCAAUGACAACGAGCAAUGACAGAUUGACGAUCUCGUCACCCGAACGGCCAAGGGACUACAACCCCGAGAUGGUCUACAAUAAUGUGAUGUACAGCUGUAAGCUGUGCAAGCAGUGCCACGUCUUCAAUAAGGAGUCUAUCAUGAGCCAUAUCACCAAUGUGCACAACGCAGUGUACCAGGCCGACAGUAAGGCGUUCCACAGGGAGGUCAAUCUGGGCACAUACGUAGUGAAGGACGCGAUCGGAGCUACUUGCCCGCGAUGCGAUGUCAAAUAUCCCAACAACAGGGCUCUGAAGAUACACUAUAUUAAGUUUCACGAGAAUGCCGAUUAAAGUCUGGACAUUGACUGCGUCAGGCAGCAAGAAAGGUUUUCUAAUUCUGACCAUAGAAAUCGAAAGAUCAUGAUUCUCUCUGCAUGCUUGGGUGGUAUGUUCCUGAGGUUGCAUCGAUUCUGAUGCAUAAUAUUCUGAUUUUCUUAAUGAAUUGAACGAUAUUGUUUGUAACGAUAUUAUACUUCCAAUCCUUGCGAUAAAUUUUGAAUCAUUAUGAUUAAAAUCUAAUAUCAUACAAAUAUUGUUAAUAAUUUUGUCGAAGAAGACGAAUACGUUGGUUUUAGAUACAGGAGGUGGGCUAUUUUAAUUGCACGCAUCAAAUAUUUUGGUUUUUUUUGUUCUAGAAAAAAAUGUUUUCUAGCAUGAAAAACGACUGAGAUAUGCAGAGUGUGCAAUUAAAAUUGGUUAUCCUGUACAUAUUGUUAUAUUGAUAAAGCUUUCAUUUUACGAAUACUUCUACGGGCGACGAUUUAUCGCGAAUAAUUUGUUACCUAUUUCAUAUAGCAACGGUAUAACUGCGACCAAUGAGAUGUGUAAAUAUUGAAGCAGUAGAAAAAGCUAUAUAUAUAAUGAGUUCAUAAAAACAUGGCAGCCUCUUGGUUAUGAUAAGUUGAUCGCUGCAAUCAGAUGUGUUUAGAUCGUCAAUUUUUUCACGAGAUUAUACUUUUAAUACGUUUGUUCACGUGCAUCAUGUUACCGUUUCGAUUUAAUUUAACGUAUGUAUAUGUUUUCGUUUUUUUUUUAAAUGAGUAGAAUAAUUUAAAAACUAAUUAAACAUUAUUAUUAAUCGACAUUUUAGUAUAUUUCUCAGUAUCUUUGCUUGGUUGCAGCGAUAAUAACGAUAACCACCUUGGGGAUACUGCAGCGAUCGCUUAAAAGAGUAUAUAAAAAUAAUCAAAAUUGAUCUCGAGCCGAAAACUAAUUUCACAGUGUUUCUUGGUGUAUAUAAAAGAGAAAAAUAACAUUUAUAAUGCCGAGAAGUGCUGGGAAAAUUACUAAUAACAGUAAACUAUCGUACAAAAUGUGUACUGCAUACGUGAUAUGUUUCAGUUUUCCUUAUUUUAAUACGAUCAGACUUAUAUAUUUUUAAUACAUUUGUACAUUCAUGCUCAUUUUCAGAUGCAUUUUGCGUACAAAUUCAUACACACCACAGUUAUUUUUAAUAAAGAAAUAUAAACAUUUUUUAAAUCACUCUUUGUCUAAUCCAGAAUCGACGACGAAGACGCGGUGAUUACUGAACAAAACAAAAACAAAAAUACAAAAAAAUGAGGCCAGUAAGCACCGUGUCCUCGUCGUUAGUUCUAAAUUAGACAAAGAGUGAUUUAAAAAAUUUGAAUAUACAAAUGUAUAAAAAUAUAUACAAGUUUGAUCGUAUAGAAAUAAGGAAAACUGAAACAUAAUGUCACGUAUGCAGUACACAUUUUGUACGAUAUUUUACUGUUCUUAGUAAUUUUUCCAGCACUUCUCGGCAUUACAAAUGUUAUUUUACUCUUUCAUAUACACCAAGAAACGCUGUAAAAUUUCUUAGGAUCGAGGCCAAUUUUGGCCAUUUUUAUAUAACCUCCUUUCUUUAUCUACUAUACUAUACAUACAUUGGGUAUAAUUAUAAUUAUUAUUACACAUGGUAUGCAAAUAAAAAUCGUGAUUAUCUUGCUUAUAUAUAACGGUAUUUAUUAAGAAUUUCCUUUCAUUGAUUCGAUUGUUUUGUUUUCGCUUAAGUUACGUCUUUGCCAUUCCUCUCGUUCUUUCCUUCUACUUUCUCUAGCUGAUUAUGCGAUGUGUUAGAUUAGUUUUAUUACUAACUGCGUACUUGUCUACUUGUAUUUGCAAUGUAUGAAUUAUUAGCAAUAAAAGAAGAAAAGGAA
This is a messenger RNA of Wasmannia auropunctata (little fire ant), 6403 nucleotides long. Its product is annotated as zinc finger protein 26-like. The transcript has 5 exons. Gene Ontology annotation, biological process: regulation of transcription by RNA polymerase II. NCBI's taxonomy places the organism in Eukaryota, Metazoa, Arthropoda, Insecta, Hymenoptera, Formicidae. Bases 588 to 4538 code for a protein of 1316 amino acids. The record is from RefSeq and is a predicted model, not a curated record. Gene Ontology annotation, cellular component: chromosome; nucleus. Gene Ontology annotation, molecular function: chromatin insulator sequence binding; zinc ion binding.